Messenger RNA from Penicillium canariense, 1923 nucleotides. Its product is annotated as Zn(II)2Cys6 transcription factor. The record is from RefSeq and is a predicted model, not a curated record. Gene Ontology annotation, biological process: DNA-templated transcription; regulation of DNA-templated transcription. Bases 1 to 1923 code for a protein of 640 amino acids. Gene Ontology annotation, molecular function: DNA-binding transcription factor activity, RNA polymerase II-specific; zinc ion binding; DNA binding. The transcript has 2 exons. NCBI's taxonomy places the organism in Eukaryota, Fungi, Ascomycota, Eurotiomycetes, Eurotiales, Aspergillaceae.
AUGACUCCACCUCCAGAAAGGGACUUUGACCUCGUCGCAGGGGCCGAGCUCGAUAUGUCGGGCAAUAGAAAACGCUCCAGCGAAGAUGCGACGGAGUACCCGCGCAGACGAGCAACCAUUGCCUGCCAGAUAUGCCGGCUACGCAAAACCCGAUGUAAUGGAGCCCGACCCAAAUGCCAGCUGUGCACAGAUCUCGAUGCCGAGUGCGUGUACCGAGAGCCAGGCAUCAAGCUUGACGCUGGUGACAAGCUGAUUCUCGAGCAUCUGACACGAAUAGAGGGCUUGCUGCACUCCAGCCUAGCGGGCCAAGGCCCUCAUCACCUAGCCCUAUCGUCGACAUCUCCAGCCACGAGUAACGACACUGGGGCCGGGAGCGAGGGCCUGAUGACCAAGAUUAAUGGAGCGCCGACAUCCGGAAGGCUGAUCGCGGUGGGACUCGGCUCCUGGGCCAAUCCGCCGUCGAGCAUUAGCAUAUCUACUAUGCCCAAGGUGCACAGCACCCCGGCGCUGCAUCUACUUCAAUGGCCCCUCAUUAGGGAUUUGAUAUUGGGACCGUACGACCCGCAGAAUCUCCUCCAACUUGAAAUGGCGCGCGAACCACUGCGGAUGACCCCGAACUCUGGAUUCGAUUUAGCUAAUACGCCUGCAUAUGUGCAAGCGUUCUUCAACCAUGCAAAUGUCUGGUACGCCUGCGUGAACCCAUACACAUGGAACAGAAACUACAAAACGGCCUUAGCACAGGGGUUCCAAGAUGGGCCAGUGAGCUGCCUAGUCCUAUUGGUCUUAGCCCUUGGUGCCGCCAGCCGCAACGGCAGCAUCGCGUUCCUGCCAGCAGAUCGCGAGCCACCCGGACUUCCGUAUUUUGCCUCAGCUUGGAAGAUCCUGCCAUCAGUGAUGAUGCGCAACUCUGCCACUGCAGCGCAGUGCAUGGUUCUCGCAUCGGCCUAUUUGUUCUACCUGGUGCGGCCACUCGAAGCCUGGACCUUGCUGUCAAACGUGAGCAUGAAGUUACAACUGCUGUUCGGCAAUCCAAACCGGGUGCCAGCGCAGUGGAAAGAGCUCAGUGUGCGGGUAUAUUGGAACUCGCUUCUAUAUGAGAGCGAUCUACUAGCGGAGCUGGACCUCCCACACUCCGGAAUCGUGAAUUUUGAGGAACUGGUCGAUCUGCCCGGAGGAUUCGAAGAAGAUGACGACGACGACAACAUCGAAGACGAGGGACUAGAUGGAGAGCACGAGAGAGAAGAACGCAGCGGCAGCCUCACCGAAGAACAGGCAGGACACGAUGAAUUGUGGUACUUCCUAGCUGAGAUUGCUCUCCGAAGGCUCUUAAACCGGGUUAGUCAUCUCAUCUACCAGAAAGAUGGCAUACACACUAUAUCCUCUCUGGGACCGAUUGUCUCAGAAUUGGACUUCCAGCUGUCCCAGUGGUACGACAGCCUCCCGCAGCCGGUUCAGUUCCCACUGACGCAGACGCCGCUCUCCAACCCCGUACAGACGGUGUUGAGGUUGCGUUACAACGCCUGCCGGACGAUCAUCUACCGCCCGUACAUACUAGCCACCUUCGAGAACGAGCAAAUUGGCGCCGAUCCGGCUGUCCGCGAGUGCUGUCGCAGGUGUCUGGAUGCUACACUGCGGCAAUUGGAACAUGUCACCAGUCACCGCGAAGGGCAUCUUCCGUAUCUCUGGCAGGGGGCGUUGUCAAUGGUGUCCCAGACGCUGUUGAUCAUGGGCGCCACCAUGUCGCCGACUCUGUCGACGCUUCUUCCGCCUCCACUACGGGUUGACGCGAUCAUCUCAAGUGUAGUCGCCGAGGUCGAGCGGUAUGCUCAUCUGGCGCCGAGUUUGAAAUUGUCCUCGGACAUCAUCCGUGAUGCGGAGAGAAGACGGCAGAUCUGUCUUCGCACGGCCGGGGUCAGCAUCUAG